Messenger RNA from Phaedon cochleariae (mustard beetle), 450 nucleotides. NCBI's taxonomy places the organism in Eukaryota, Metazoa, Arthropoda, Insecta, Coleoptera, Chrysomelidae. The record is from the annotation of a GenBank genome assembly.
AUGGCUUUCAAUUUCCCAGCAUUUUCUUAUAUUAUUGCUCUUAUCGUAGACGCAUUUCUUAUUUUCUUCUCGUUAUUUCACGUUAUAGCGUUUGAUGAACUUAAAACCGACUAUAAAAAUCCAAUAGAUCAGUGCAAUAGCUUGAAUCCUCUGGUACUACCAGAAUAUAUCCUACAUCUCCUAUUCAACAUUCUGUUUGCUGCUUCUGGAGAGUGGUUAUCACUAUGCUUGAACAUUCCACUUAUAGCAUAUCACAUAAAUCGAUAUCGAACUAGACCUGUGAUGUCUGCAUAUGGUAUCUAUGACCCAACAAGUAUUAUGAAUGCUGAUGUACUUACAAGGUGUCAAAGGGAAGGAUGGAUCAAGCUUGCUUUUUACCUGCUCAGUUUCUUCUAUUAUCUUUAUGGGUAUGUUAUAGCAUUAGAAAGGUAUCAUAUUGAACGUGUUUGA